AUUGUGUAAUUGGAUUAUCUUUCGUUGAUGACGAAGUUCUCUUUUUAUAAUCGUUUUGCGAAUAACUGCAUUUAAACAAAGUACCUUUUAUAAUGGCUUUAUAUUUUGACUGCCUCUUGGAAAGUUCACCAGGAUCGGUGGUGAAGUGCCUUGCCUGGCAUGAGCAGCAUGCUGUAUUAGCAGUGUGUACCUCAUUGGUUGAAGAUGACAGUGGUGCAGUGAAUUUAUAUGAUAAACAGGGUGUGAAAGAAAGCAAGACUCCUCUCAUGCACAGAUCCACACCCCCAACAACUGCUGCAUGGCAUCCAACCAGAAAACUUUUAGCAGUGGGUUGGGAAAACGGAGAAGUUCUUGUGUGGAACGACCAGGAGAAGGAAUUGCAUGAAAUACCAAGUCUUCACAUGAAAGCUCUUUCCACUAUUACUUGGUCCAGUAAUGGCACUCGCCUUGCCACUGGAGACAAGGUCUGUAAUGGUAGAUCUAACUGAUAAACACUGCUUAACUUUUAUAAUUUUACCCUAUGGUAAUUAAGGAUGCACAUUAUAGAAUAGACUGUUAAUUACUAAAUCCCCUAGAAAUCUUUUUUGGAAUCAGAAAUUUAAACCUUUUUUUAUUUAAAGGGCCUAAACGCACCCAAAUGUACAUCGCUUUAAUAGAUAGAGUGUGUUUUUCUAAUUCCAACGACACCUUACUUGUUUUAAUCGGUUCUGUAUAACCAAAGAUAUUCCAGCUCAAACACCGCGAAAUUCAUA
Ciona intestinalis (vase tunicate) is the source of this 752-nucleotide messenger RNA. The record is from RefSeq and is a predicted model, not a curated record. NCBI's taxonomy places the organism in Eukaryota, Metazoa, Chordata, Ascidiacea, Phlebobranchia, Cionidae.